AUGAAGCCUGUAGGUGAUCGUUUGCGCCCUCAUAUCGCAGCAACCAUUCACUCCUCGGUACUGGCAGGAGACGUUAAACACUUCCAUCACCACUUUUUUCUAUCUUUUUUCAUUCUUUCUUUCUUUCUUUCUUUCUUUCUUUCUAUCAUUUUUCAUUCUCUCUUUCUUACUUUCUAUCUUUUUUCAUUCUCUCUUUCUUUCUUUCUAUCUUUUUUCAGUCUUUCUUUCUUUCUACCUUUUUUCAGUCUUUCUUUCUUUCUACCUUUUUUCAGUCUUUCUUUCUUUCUACCUUUUUUCAGUCUUUCUUUCUUUCUACCUUUAUUCAGUCUUUUCUUUUCUUUUCUUUUCUUACCUUUUUUCUUUUCUUUCUUUCUUUCUUUCUACCUUUUUUCAGUCUUUCUUUCUUUCUUUCUACCUUUUUUCAGUCUUUCUUUCUUUCUUUCUUUCUACCUUUUUUCAGUCUUUCUUUCUUUCUUUCUACCUUUUUUCAGUCUUUCUUUCUUUCUUUCUACUUUUUUUCAGUCUUUCUUUCUUUCUACCUUUUUCAGUCUUUCUUUCUUUCUACCUUUUUUCAGUCUUUCUUUCUUUCUACCCUUUUUCAGUCUUUCUUUCUUUCUACCCUUUUUCAUUCUUUCUUUCUUUCUACAUUUUUUCAUUCUUUCUUUCUUUCUACCUUUUUUCAUUCUUUCUUUCUUUCUACCUUUUUCAUUCUUUCUUUCUUUCUACCCUUUUUCAUUCUUUCUUUCUUUCUUUCUACUCUUUUUCAUUCUUUCUUUCUUUCUACCCUUUUUCAUUCUUUCUUUCUUUCUACCCUUUUUCAUUCUUUCUUUCUACCCUUUUUCAUUCUUUCUUUCUACCCUUUUUCAUUCUUUCUUUCUUUCUUUCUUUCUUUCUUUCUUUCUUUCUUUCUUUCUACCCUUUUUCAUUCUUUCUUAA
Molecule: messenger RNA, 936 nt
Organism: Acanthosepion pharaonis
Lineage: Eukaryota; Metazoa; Mollusca; Cephalopoda; Sepiida; Sepiidae
Source: the annotation of a GenBank genome assembly